This is a messenger RNA of Orbicella faveolata, 866 nucleotides long. RefSeq names its product cytochrome c oxidase assembly factor 6 homolog. The record is from RefSeq and is a predicted model, not a curated record. Gene Ontology annotation, cellular component: mitochondrion. Gene Ontology annotation, biological process: respiratory chain complex IV assembly; mitochondrial ATP synthesis coupled electron transport. Lineage: Eukaryota; Metazoa; Cnidaria; Anthozoa; Scleractinia; Merulinidae.
AGGGGUGGCUGCAAAGUAAAAUGGCGGCCUGACUCAAGAAAAGAAACUGCACGUAGAAUCUUGUACUAAGCUUGUAUUUAUUUCAGCCAACGAUGCCAGCUCCAACAGGAGAACAAAGAAAAAAAUGUCACGCAGCACGAGAUAGUUACUUCGCUUGUUUGUCGUCGAAUGGUAACGAUGAGUCAGCGUGCACUAAAGAGAAGGAUGAAUUCAAUUCUCUUUGUCCAGCAACCUGGGUGUCUUAUUUUGCCAAGAAAAGAGUUUUUGAUGAUUACAAGAGGAAACUGAAUGAAGAAGGAUUCAUUCCAGCAGAUCAACUGCCAUCAAAGAACAAGCAAUGACGGCUAUGUAAAUGGAAAACAAUGGAAUCCACACUUAUUGUGGUGGUUUUUCUACUUCAUUUACAGCUCCAUGAGCAUUAAUUUAACAACUUACUUGCAAUAUAUCAAACAAUACACAAGUUGAUUUUGUGUGCCAUAAAUCAUUACACCACUAUAGCACCAGUGCUUUUUAGGAUCUAAAAUAGAACUGGUGGUUUUGUUCCCAAUGAAAGAAACACGUUUUUCAUCGAUGAUGUAAGCUCAGCCAAAUACAAGUAUCCAAAUCACGCUUUUGUUGUUUCUUAAUUAGGCUUUUUUCAGUGUGGCUGUAUAAAAUUUAGAUAAGCACAAGGUACGAGAGUGUUGUCUUGAAAUCUUCAUUGAAUGGUCUUUCAGGGACAAUAAUUAUUUGAACCAAACCUUAACUCUCUAUAUCAUGGUAAUGUGCAUUGAAAGGUCAUUGUAUAUUUGUUAAAACAGUCUGAACGCAAAAACAGAAUGUGAAACGUGUGGCUUACCUUAUAUUGUAAUGUUACCCUCUUUCAA